CCCAGCGCAGGGCGGGCAGCGGGCGGGGGCUGCCGAGCCCCGCCGCCGGAGCCACGGCACCGCCGCAACCCGCGGAGGGCUCAGCCUCGCUGCUCUUUAUUUGUUUUGCCUCCCCUCUUUCUUUUUUGCCUGGGGUUUCUUUUGGGUGAAUUUUUUUUUUUUCCUCUCUUUUUUUAUUUAUUUAUUUUUUUAAAUCGCAUUUUCCACCCCCCUUUCCCUCGUCACUCGCCCGGGCUCUGCGGAAGGAAGAGCCCGCGCUGCCCCGCGGCCGGAGCGCCCCGCGCCCGCCCAGAGGGGCCCCGCGGAUGUGCAGAGCUCCCCCCGGAGCCCUCCCGCCCUCCCGCCGCCUCUUUGUCCUCACCCAUCCACGAUCUUCUUUUUUUUUUUUUUUUUUUUUGAAUUUUUUUUUUUUCAAGCAGACCUGAGCAUCACCGGGGCUGGGAGGGUGGGGGGCCCCGCGGCGCUGCCAGACCGACCCCUGCCCAUCGCUCUUAAGGAACUCUCAUGGCUUCACGGCUGCAGACAAGUUGCCGUGCAUCGUGGUGGACUAUCGGAGUUUGCAUCCUGGCAGCCGCGCUCCUACCAGGGCUGCAAGCUCAGACUGUCUUGGUCAAUGACUCCGUCUCGGGGUUCAUCGGCACGGACGUGGUGCUGCACUGCAGCUUCACCAACUCGCUGCCCAUUGUGAAGAUCACGCAGGUGACGUGGCAGAAGGCCACCAACGGCACCAAGCAGAAUGUGGCCAUCUACAACCCCGCCAUGGGCGUGUCCAUCCUGUCCCCCUACAAGGAGCGGGUGACUUUCCGGAACCCUUCCUUCAAGGAUGGCACCAUCCAGCUGUCCCGGCUGGAGCUGGAGGAUGAGGGGGUUUACAUCUGUGAGUUUGCCACUUUCCCAACCGGCAACCGGGAAGGGCAGCUGAACCUCACCGUGCUGGCCAAGCCCACGAACUGGAUGGAGGGCACCAAGAGGCCACUAAUUGCCAAGUCUGGCAGGACAGAAAAGAUCUUGGUAGCCACCUGCACCUCCUCCAACGGGAAACCCCCCAGCACCGUCACCUGGGACACGAAGCUGAAGGGGGAAGCGGAGUUCCAGGAGAUCCGGAACAGCAACGGCACCAUCACGGUGAUCAGCCGGUACCGGCUGGUGCCGAGCCGCGAGGCGCACCGGCAGCAGCUCACCUGCGUGGUCAACUACCAGCUGGAGAGGUUCACCGACAGCAUCACCCUCAACGUGCAGUAUGAGCCAGAAGUCACCAUCGAGGGCUUUGAUGGCAACUGGUUCCUGAACCGCAAGGAUGUGAAGCUGAUCUGCAAAUCUGAUGCCAACCCCCCAGCUCACACCUACGAGUGGAAGCUGCCAAACGGGACCCUGCCAGGGAGCGUGGAAAUCCAGAACAACACCAUCUACUUCAAAGGGCCCGUGUCCUACAGCGUGGCCGGCACCUACGUCUGCGAGGCCACCAACGCCAUCGGGACACGCUCGGGCUUGGUGGAAGUCAAUGUCACAGACAAGCCACUACCUCAGAGUGCCCCCGGAGGCAUCAUCGGCAUCGUGGGAGGCGUCAUCGCCGCCGUCUUCAUCAUCGGCGUGGCCGUCACCGUGGUCAUCGUCUACAGGCGGCAGCAGAAGAGCCGCUCCGACACGGACAACGACCUGAUUGACCUCCCUCCAUCCCACAAACCUGCCCCUCCACCAAAGAGGAAACAGGACAUGAAAAGCCACCUGACUCCAGAAGACAUCCAGGUCGUUCACUUGGACAACAUGAAACACGAGGAGGAGAUCCAGAAGUUCCCCCUGCAGACUCCCUACUAUGACAUGGCAGCCCCCGAGCCCUCUCCCUACAGUGACAAACUGAAUGAGGAUCAAGGUCUUCGUAGACGUAACGAGCGAGAGUGGACAAACUUUGGAAAGUGUCACUCAGAGAUAUCGAAUGCGAGUGAUUACCUGACCCGCUGUUACUCACAUGAAGAUCGAUAUCUGGAGAAGAUCCCUCAUGUCUAUGCCCCCUUGUCAGACCUCCCACAAGAUCUUUAUCCUCACCAUUCCGACAUCUCCUUCUGCUGCCCACCUCCCGGCUCCCGGGCUCCUUACAUCUGUCCUAAGGAACAGUAUGUUUAAAGUGUCAACACUGAAAAAAAAAAAAAAAAAAAAAAAAAAAAAAAGAAGAAACUCAUGGUUUUCACCUCUCCUGUCGCUCAACAACCAAGGCCUUCCAGCCUCCCCUCCCUUUGCCAUUGCUCGUUUUAUUGAUUGGUUUUUAAAUCCGGGUGCAACUGCCAUGAUUAGUUCCAAGUGUCUGCCUGGCUUGCUAACGCUCAAGGGAGCACUCUGCCUUCUCCCACGUCCUCUCCAGUACCUGCAUCUUUCUUUUCUCCUCCUGGCUCUGUGUGUGCAUGUGUCUGUGGGUGACAGCUGCCCUGUGGUGGAUGGGAUGUGCCCAACCCAGUCCAGUGUCUGUAGGUUUUCCCCUGUGUCGAUUCCUGCACUCUUCACACCGGAGUAGCCGGGUGUGGAUUAUUCCCAGCCCAGUGAGGUUUUACAGCACAGCCAGUGCUCAAAGCUGAGCCUGUGGCUUUUUAUUUCUUUUUUUUAAUUGUUUUUUUCCCCCGCUCCUUUUCCCCCUCGGAAGUGGGGAUAGCAAAUCCCCGUUUGUGAAGAGCUAAACAGCCAAGAUUGCUGAACCAAAUCGUAAGAUGCUUAUAACGAAAGAUGCUCAAAACCAACCCAAAAAUAGAGAUCAGGACUUGGUUUAGGCAGUUUGUUUCUGUCCUUUUCCCUUCCUGCUCCCACUCCAGUCUCUUGGAUUGACUCUUUUAAAGGGGACGUAUUUUGGAGUCAACACAUUUGGAGAAAGCAUCCUUUAAAUACCAGGUCUGAUAACCUGAAACCCAAAGGAGAAAAUAAUUAUAAAGGAAAACAUUCUCUCUAAUUUUCCUUCCAAAGCCUAACAUGGCCCCCCACGAGCUUUUCUUCCCUCUCUUCCUCACAUCUGUUGAUUGGAAUUUUAAAAUUAACUCAGGCAGAAUAUGAAGAAUAAAUCAGGUUUUCAGGUAAUCUCCUUGCUCUUAAUGAAGGAUAAAAGCCAAUACAUGAAUUUGGCCUUUUAACUUUUAUAAAAGCAUCUUAGUUUUGGGACUACACCUUUUUUUGAUAUUGGAAUGUGUGUGGGUGUGUAAAUCCAAACGUGUACAUUCCUGUGACCACAAAGUGUUUUAGAGAAGGGAAUUUAUCUCCACAUCACAUUUGUGUUCACUUGUAUUAGAGGAAAAAAAAAUAAUUAUCGAUAUACACUUCAAUGUAUAUAAAAGCAAAGAAGGGGAAGAGGAGGACAAGGAAUGAACAUCCUGCCUCAGAGCCUGGUUUCAGGGAUAACUCCCAUCUGUUUCACCCAUGGCAUGGAAGAGGUGAUGGCUGGGAUGGUUCUGACCAAGGGGAUAAAGCUUUGUGGCCAGAGGGCAUUUCCUUUGCUUUGGCUCAGGGAAUUUCCUUUGCUUUGCGAAAUUGGCAUUCUGCAGACACUAAAAUCCCUCUGGAAAACCUGAGGAUGCCUGAGCUGAGGGCAUGUGGGAGGGAGAGGUGGGCACUGCACCCUUACCCUGCUGCCCAGGCACCCAAAACCUGUCAGUGCUGCUCGGACAGGUGAGAAACGAAACUCCCAGCAGGUGACAGCCCCUGUCAGGGGACGUGUGACCACACAGGUGUCCCAGCCCUGCUCCUGCCCUGCCACCUGCACUGGGGCACCCGUUUCUUUUUGUCUAGCUGGAUCUCAGCAGCUCUGCUUGUUCUCUGCCCUCGCUGUGUCCCUGUCACCUCGAGCCUCGUCCUGCCUGUCCCUGCUCCCCCCUCCCCACAGCAGCACAUCUGGGUCGCUCUGCUUCCCUGCAGGCUGACAAACACAUCUGGAUGUGGGAGAAGGGUUUACACCCUGGUCAGCCGGGCAGCACAGCCCCGUGGGGGACAGCACCACGUGCAUGGAUCCCCCGGGGAUGCCCUGAAUGGCAAAAACCACCCCCAGCUCUUCCCAGCCCUUCCCCAGUGCACGCUGCCACUCUGUGCUCGAGCAGGAUGAGGUUUGUGGGGGGAAUUGCUGCUCCUGGAGAGGUGUUUUCCUGCUGGGAGGGGGCCUCCCACUAAGUGACAGGUGGGUGCAUCACCUGAGCGACCUGGGCGUGCCUGGCUGGCUGAGGAGAGGAUGAAGGGGAAUUUUUGAUGCAUUUUUUGGCCAAGCUGGAAUGGGCAGCAGCAGCUCUGCCACGUGCUGGUGCAUGGAGCCCCCUCAUUCCCAAAGGAUAUGGGGAGGAUCAUCAGGACACAGCCUUAGAGCACUCCACACAACUUUCCAAUCCCAUCCUGCCAGUCCUGACUGAUGCAAACCUUUCUGGAACCAUCUGUAGUCACAUUUCCUCUGCCAGUCUCCAGAGGAUUCAGCCGGUCGUUCCCUCACACCAAAGGACUCCAGUGCUCCAUGUCUCUAUUCAGAAAAUGCAUUUUGCUCUCUGGUUUUCUCCUCAAUACACCUUGGGUACCACAGAGCUGGAAACUGGCUCUGAACUGAAGGCACAGCUGAAUCUGCCAAAUCUGCCUUUGCUCCCUCUCUUUGGAAAGGUGAGGAGGUGCUGGAAGCCCCACGGGUUUCUGAUGUCCUGGAAUCAACCCUGCACCACUGACCAUGAGGAAAAAGCAAGCAAAAAUCCAUUCCAAGCUUCCCUACCUGCAUGCCUGGAAUAGCAGAGCACUGCCUGUACUGUGGUUUCAUUUGGAGCCUUCACCUGAUGUGGUUUCAGACAGAUCCAGGAAUUUAAAUGAGAAGUGGAAUAUGUUCAGGUCUUCAGAUACAAGAGGAAAGAAGCCAGACAAAAUGAUUGCUUGCCAGAGGAGGCUGAGAACACGUUGCAGGUGGUUUUCUCUGCUGCCCAUGUCUGGGACAAAGCUGCUUUGAUGAGCAAGGGGAAGGCAGGGAUACAAACUGCAGCGUUACAGAAAAACUCUGCUUGCCUUGUGCAGCUUUGAAUCUGAGCUGCCCACAGAAGUCUGCCACAAAGGGUUUUACUGGGCUUGCAGCAAAGCAAAAGCAUUUCAAUGCUCCUUGAAAAGGUAAAGGCAGGAGAAGCCGCAGCUCAAAGCACUAGUUUGACUUAUGCCAGCACAGGUAUUUAGUCUAGGAAUGCCUUGGUUCUCUCUGCCUCUCCUGAAGAGCUGGGUUGAUCUCAAAAAAUGGCAAGAGGGACUCGCCACACGCCACCAAAUUCCUCUGCGCCCUAGGAAAAGGGGAAAACCCUGAAGGAAAGCCCUGAAGUAAGAAAUAGUGAGUCCACUGUUUUGGUUUUACAAAUCCAUGCUUGGAAAUUGUUCUGAUUCAGGGCUCGCUCCCUUUCCCUGGUGUCACACAGCGUUUGCCCAGUGGCUCUUCCCAAACUUCCCUGCACCUGCUGCCAGGGCUAAAUCCUCACUUUGCUCCACAAUAAGGCUGCCCAUGCCUGGGGGGAGCUUGCAGGUGCUGGAUCAGGGCCAGGGGGAGGUGUUCUCCUGCUGACACCGUGCCAAUUGACUUCAAAAGAUCCCUGCUCUGGAGACUGAGCCACCCAGCAGCGCUGUUGGGCGUGGAUCACUGAACAAGUCCAGCUGGAAACUGGUGGAGUGGGAUCCAGUGGGCUGGGAGGAGCUGGUGUUGUAGGAUAGAGAAUCAUUUAGGUUGGAAAGACCUCUAAGAUGGAGCUGUUCUUCCUGUUAUCAGGGUGAAAUGUCACGGGUUCUGUUCCGUGUGUUGGUGGCACUGACACCAGAGCUCUUGCAGAUGGAAAAGACUGAUCACAGAACUUAAAUAAAAGUGAGCUGAAGAGUUA
Vidua chalybeata is the source of this 5846-nucleotide messenger RNA. It is a transcript of the gene NECTIN1, whose product is annotated as nectin cell adhesion molecule 1. The transcript has 10 exons. Gene Ontology annotation, biological process: homophilic cell-cell adhesion; heterophilic cell-cell adhesion; protein localization to cell junction. The coding region runs from base 505 to 2121 and encodes 538 amino acids. Lineage: Eukaryota; Metazoa; Chordata; Aves; Passeriformes; Viduidae. The record is from RefSeq and is a predicted model, not a curated record. Gene Ontology annotation, cellular component: adherens junction.